Molecule: messenger RNA, 1437 nt
Organism: Coregonus clupeaformis (lake whitefish)
Lineage: Eukaryota; Metazoa; Chordata; Actinopteri; Salmoniformes; Salmonidae
Product: NOP protein chaperone 1
Exons: 4
Coding region: 42-629 (195 amino acids)
Biological process (GO): box C/D snoRNP assembly
Molecular function (GO): box C/D methylation guide snoRNP complex binding
Source: RefSeq, a predicted model, not a curated record
UCUCACGUUGCCGAAACAAGCAAAAAACAGCGCCAGCACACAUGUUGAAGAAAAAUCAUCAUACAACGACGAAAAUGGAAUUAAAUUUGAACAUCAAGAAAACAAGCUCACAAGACUUGCUCGCGUGUGGCAACGGAGGAGGUUUGAUCCUUUUUCCGAAACUGCUUUUAUCAACUGAUUUGACUGAGGAGUUGUUUAGCCUGUUAGCUAUCCUAGCUAACGGUCUUCAUGACAAGCUUCUCCUCAAGUCGAAGGGGCCCAAGUCUGGCAGUUCUUUGCAGACCGAGAGGGUCCCAAGAAGUAGUGUUCUGGACAGACUGCAGAACUUCCUGCCUCAGAUGGCGCAGGCCAAUGAGAAGCUCAAGUUGCAGAUGGAGCAGGCACCUGAGGGCCAUUAUGACAUAGAGAGGGUGGAGGAGGCUGGAAAGGUCAUAGAGAUGGAUGUGUCGCUUGUGGAGCUCAGUAGUUCAGACAGCGACUCGGACAGAGAGUAUUCACAGGACAAUGACUCCAACUCAGACUCUGAAGAGGAGAGCGAGCUCACAGAGGAGAACCUCAAACUGCCUGGCAACAGCCAGAGGAAGAAAAAUAAGGUUAAUAUCCAAGUCCUGGAGAAACAAGAGGAUUAGGCCGUUAUAGGCCUCUAAAGAGACUACUGGGACAGUUGCAGUGUAGAAUAUUGGCAUGCGUUGGUAAUACUAAUCAACUGACAUGGGAUCAGUUCUCCUUCUCCAAGCCCUUUUCAUAACCAUUAUGAGUGAAAUAAUAAAAACUGACCGUGAGUCAGUGAGGACAUGGUCCUGGAGGGCUAAUGGAUUCACAGUGGUUCAGUGGAUGGAGACCUGCUGCAGUGAGGGAUAAAGGGGACAAUGGUGUCUACAUAGAGGGGUGUCUGUACUAUAAGGGCCAAAUAUCAUGUCAACAAGUGUUUCAGUGCUAUUUGAGCCAUAAUGAGAUGGGAACAAAGCUUUGAGUGCCUUCUCAAGCAUGUGCAGUAAGAAUGUGCCUUAUAUAAUUUCCUGUUUAUCUGAUGACCCUAGGAUACUUGUAAGGUUAAAGUUCAUAGUGGCUUGAUGGUUGAUUGAUGGAAGAGAAAGAAGACAUUUAGGCUAUCUGUAUUCAAUCCAUUUUCAAUAGAUCAUAUUGUUUGUACAUUUUUAAAUAUGAUUUAUUAUCACUAGCAUAGAUAAUCAAGGCUACAUUUUAAGUAUUUAAGCAGAAAACUGUUUGACUGAAGUUCUCACCUGUAAUCUUCAAUACCAAAUGCUUUAUUAUAUAUGUCUCCUUUGUUUUAUGAAUAUGCCUAGUCCCAGAAUUAUGCUAUGGUUAGUCACAGGCUUUGUGAGCUGUUAAGUUUUUCCCAGAUUUAUUUUUUCCUGAAACAAAAAGUACCAAAACCAUGUACUGUAUUUCAUAAUAAAAGUGUAUGAAAUCCAA